AUGAGACGAAGUAAUUUAUUAAUGAUCAUCUUUUACUUUCUUCCUUUCUUUCCUCCUUUCUUUCUUUCUUUCUUUCUUUCUUUCUUUCUACGCAAAAAACAAAACAAAAAAAACUACACCUGUCGCAUUUCAUUCAUUUAUUCGUUCGUUUAUUCGUCUGCUAGUUUUUUCUUUCUUUCUUUCUUUCUUUCUUUCUUUCUUUCUUUCUUUCUUUCUUUUCCCUUUUGCGCUUUAUUCAUGGUCCACCCUUUACAAGGCCCGAGGGCCACUCGAGGUAGAGAGUUACGCUUGGAGGCCUAUCUAUCUAUCUAUCUAUCUAUCUAUCUAUCUAUCUAUCUAUCUAUCUAUCUAUCUAGUCCUUCCUUCCUGCCUUCCUAUCUAUCUAUCUAUCUAUCUAUCUAUCUAUCUAUCUAUCUAUCUAUCCUUCCUUCCUGCCUUCCUUUCUUCCUAUCUAUCUAUCUAUCUAUCUAUCUAUCUAUCUAUCUAUCUAUCGUAGUGUCAUUGUCUAGCUAUCUUAGUUUAUUAAUAUCUAUCUAUCUAUCUAUCUAUCUAUCUAUCUAUCUAUCUAUCUAUCUAUCUAUCUAUCUAUGUUUAAAUAUGUCUAUCUUAGUAUCUUCAUUAUCUAUUUAA
Molecule: messenger RNA, 630 nt
Organism: Acanthosepion pharaonis
Lineage: Eukaryota; Metazoa; Mollusca; Cephalopoda; Sepiida; Sepiidae
Source: the annotation of a GenBank genome assembly